UUUCAUGUAGCGCACACAUCUCGUUUUCUCUCUCUCUUUCUUUCUCUCUCUCUCUUUCUAUCUCCACUCCUAGCGUACCUUUUUUUUUUUUUUAAUUCACGCUUAUCAUGACACAAAGAAAAGAAGAAAAACCAUCUGUAGCAACACACUGUUGGUGGAAUGAAGACAUUCUUUCUAAUCCAGAUGCACCAUCCUUUCGAGACUUUGUACUUAUCAGCGAGUUUUCCGAGCUAGAAGGCCCAUUACCUUUAGCCGUUGUCACAGACACUGCUUAUAUUGACCUCAAGUUUUACACAGAAACACCAAGUCCAUCCUCACCUCAUUUAAAAGACCUGAAAACGCUUGGUCUCGAUACCUUUGACUUUAACGCGUUUGUCCUCCGUGUUGUCUCUGUCGAUAGAAGUUCAGAAUACGAGCAAAUGGACGAACCACUCACACCAUCUUCUCUAUUUGCUGAUUCAGCAACCCCGUGUGCCUUCUCAAUUCCAGAUGAUACGCAGGUCUAUUUCACAGAUUCCGAGCAUAAGUUCUUUGCCUUUACCCAUCAUCUGACCUUAUUUGAUAUCAACGCAAGAGGUUACGUUCAUCCAGUCGCAUUAUCCUACAUCACACGAGACCCGGAUAAAAUCGUCAUCCGAUUCAGGGAGCUCAUGGAGAGAUUUAACUUGGUCUCACUUAAAAUGAAAAAGGGCAAUUACUCCAAUUUCACUCUAGAUCUUCAAUAUCGUCUGUUAGAUUUGGAAUACACCGAACGUAUCCAAACAUCCGGUCUAUCGCUUCACGCCAUCAAGGGCGCCACCACCGCCACGAAACUCAUGAUCGAUACGUUGGAAUCCAGUUUGAGCCAGAUGAACAACCAUCAUCAUGGUAAAACCAUCAUGAUGAAACCCGUGGUAGAACACACCACGACGGUGAAGGGGUAUCAACCCAAAUGUAUCGAGACCCUUUACCCUGUACCGCAUUUCGAGAGAAAAUUACGAUCCUUGGCUCAACUUUGUCAGGAACCCGCCGAUGAUGAGAAAAUGAACCAUGUGGUUCCACUCGUCUUUUCUAUCCUGGAAUCAUCGUCUAUCAUCUCCGAAAAACCUGCGGUGGCUACCAUGAACCAUGAUAUGUAUGCAGAAGCCAUCGUCUCGAUUCAGGAAAUGACGGCGUAUUUGGGGAAAAGUAGCGUUGUGUUGGAUGUCAAUGAAGAGGAGGACUUGUUUGUCCGGCCCGUUUCAUCCGCUUUGACAUUUGGUAGAACAUUUAUGCUCAAUAUGGAGAACCCGCAGCCACGAGAAGAAGAAAAGGAAGAAACAAGUGUGGUAUUAAAAGAUGAAUCAGACGUGUUAUUGGAUCAUGCGGAAAAAUUAAAAAGACCGGACAGUAGUAAACACUAUUCAUCUCAAGAAACAGACGAUGAAGAAAUUUACUACCCAGUUUUACAAGCGCCAUCGCAACUCUGGCCCACGCCCCGAUACCCGCCACGCCAUCUCCUCGAGAUACUCCGACAAUACCAAUCCCUCAUUGUCGAUGUCCUCUUUUCACUCUUGACGGGCAGAACCGUCCUGAUUCGUGGUUGCGAUGCCAACAAAUCGCAUGUGCAACAAGUUGUCCAUGCCCUCUCCGUCUUUGUACCCGGUCAAAACAGAGAGCGUCAUCAGAUCAUUCCUUGGUUUGAUCAAAGUCGACUCACCGACUCACAAAUUGCUAGCAUCAAACUGGUCGGUAUUGAUAAGGAAAAUAUGGAUGCCAGUAUUCAUAUCGAGGGGAGUUGCGUGCUGGACGUUGAUGUGAAACAUGGAUCACUUCAUUCCAGUCCUGUCUAUGUGGAGGGACAAUGGAUCAACCAAUUACUCGAUCGUCUCAUGUUAUUUACCUCCGAUGAGUCUUAUUUGGCAUAUUUACACACCGUCUUCAUGACAAUGUCACUCAAGGCAUUCGUGUACCACCAUCUCUAUCUAUGCGAUGAAUUCAAACUCACAGAAGAGAGCAUCCCAUCCGACACUCAAAGUGUUCAUAAAGGCUAUACCUCCGAGACUUCCGAAAGUAGUACACUCAGUCGAAGAUGGAGUGUGCGUCUCUUGAACUAUCUUAAAAAGCAUGAGGACCCUCCUGACGAUGAUUCUAUUUCAAGACGUUCUUCUGUAUCUACCACCGUAUCUACCGUCCCCAUAGCAACAACACCUGCUACUGCUGCUGCUGCUGCUGCACCACCACCAGCGGAACAAGAAACAACGGACAACGAUGAGGAUUAUUCCGAGGAAAAUCAAGCCACGGUAACACUUCAGAAUUUGUUCAACAAGAAACAAGAACAACCCCGCACGGUAUUAGGUUUAUUUCCCAGCAGUCCUAGUGAGACGUUACUUGUGAAUCAGGGUUACUGUUCCGGUGGUAGUAGUAGUGAUAGUAGCUCACCUCAUGCGAGUAUCAUGGAUGAGUUUGACCUAGGACCGAAUGAAUCCCUGUUGAAUUUUCGAGAAACAGUAAUAGCGGAGGAGGAGGAGCUUGAUUAUUUCGGUCAGACGAGGUUACCUGAUACAGAUUACGAUGAGGAGGUAAGUUCAAGUAGUGAAGAAGAAGAAGAGGAGGAAGAAAAGUCGAAACGGAGACCCAGUCGUCGUUAUCGUCGUCGUCAGGUUAGGUCGCGUAAACCAUCGGAUGUAGGUCCUGAUGGUGUUUCUUAUACUGAAAGAAGAGGUAGACGUUACUUGCAAGAGAAAAUGAAGGUCUAUGGAGAUGAUCAAACCAUUGUUGUUUACUUGGCUACGUGUGUCUUGUAGAUUUAGUAAACCCCUUCCCAUUUUUUAGUAUAAAAAAAAAAACUUGGACAAAAGGGAGGUUAUGCUCCUUUUAUAAGUUGUGUAAAUCCAUAUAUUCAUUUUUUUUUCUUUUGUCAGGUUAUGAAAUCCAUCCUCUUUUCUUUUUUCUUUUUUU
Mucor mucedo is the source of this 2919-nucleotide messenger RNA. RefSeq lists its product as uncharacterized. The transcript is spliced from 7 exons. NCBI's taxonomy places the organism in Eukaryota, Fungi, Mucoromycota, Mucoromycetes, Mucorales, Mucoraceae. Bases 108 to 2765 code for a protein of 885 amino acids. Gene Ontology annotation, cellular component: guanyl-nucleotide exchange factor complex. The record is from RefSeq and is a predicted model, not a curated record.